AUUUUACUAAAUGCAUGUCAUUCGGAUUUCGUAAUUUGUUGCGUUCGAUAGUGCAGGAGGGGAGAGCAGCGUCCAGCCAGCCGCACGGAUUGAGCAACGUAGUGCGGUGAGUUUGAGCCGCCUGCCCGCCCGCUGGAGAGAAUCCAUCACAGACACAAACCGCCCCCUCCCACUCCAACGCCCCCGCGUCAGAUGGAACUCAAAAUACAUAAAGCCUCCAUGUUGCACAGGGAAUGUCGGGCCACCAGAUGUGAAACGCUGCUUAAAAAGUGCAUGUCUCCCUUUUAAGACGCCGAGCCACUUGUGAGUAAUUCAUGCUUGUUUUUUAUUUUUUGUAUUUUUUGGGGACGGGCAGCAAUUCCCCAGAAGGAGCUUCGGAGUGUUUUCAGCGCUGCUCCAGACAGGGACGGCCUCGCAUUGGAUAUUCGGAGCUAACUGGCUAACCCCAAAGCUGCUUUCCGACUUUACUUAGUUUGUAGUUUAAGCCAUAGAUGACAGCCUCCGAACAGCACCGUGCUAGCUGGCUGGCUCCCACCGCUGCCACAACGCUUCGCCUCGGACGGUUUCCUGGCUUUGUGGCCGAGCUGCUCGCCCUCGGCGUCAACUGCUAGCUUAGAGGAGCUAGCAGACGAAGCAAGCGCGUUACCACGAAUAACAUUGUUGCGAGACGAACCGAGAAUAAACACCCGCCUCAAUGGACCACAUGUCCAUAAUAACUCAAGUUUCCAACCCGAAGGAGGAGGAAAUAAUCUCUUUUAACCAAGAAAAAGCAUCCCAGUCGAACAGCAGCCUGAAGAAGCAGAGGAGCCGAAGCAUAUUCAGCACGUUCUUUUGUUGCUUUCGCAACUACAAUGUGGAGCCACCAGCCACCAACAGCACUCUGCCUCCACCUGUUGAGGAGAACGGAUCGCCUCCCAAGUGUGACCAGGUCGAGGUCAUCCCUGUUCCUAGUCCGCCAGCCAAAUACCUCCUACCAGAGAUGAAAAUAUCCGACUAUGGUAGAAAGUGUGUGGUGAUAGACUUGGAUGAAACACUCGUGCACAGCUCCUUUAAGCCCAUCAGUAACGCUGAUUUUAUUGUACCGGUGGAGAUCGAUGGUACCGUUCAUCAGGUGUAUGUGCUGAAAAGGCCCCAUGUGGACGAGUUCCUCCAGAAGAUGGGAGAGUUGUUUGAAUGUGUGCUCUUCACAGCCAGUCUCGCUAAGUACGCGGACCCUGUGGCCGACCUGCUGGACCAGUGGGGUGUUUUUCGAGCGCGGCUCUUCAGAGAGUCUUGCGUGUUUCACAGAGGGAACUAUGUCAAAGACCUCAGUCGGCUGGGGCGGGAGCUCAACAACGUCAUUAUUGUCGACAAUUCGCCCGCCUCCUAUAUUUUCCAUCCAGAAAAUGCUGUCCCAGUUCAGUCCUGGUUCGACGACAUGAAUGACACAGAACUCCUGGACCUGCUGCCCUUUUUCGAGGGACUCAGCAAAGAAGACGAGGUUUACGGAGUCCUGCAGAACUUCCGGAGCAGGUAGCAGGACACGCCGGCCUCCUCUUCCUCCUUCUCUCCAUCGGUCGCUCUCUGUCCCUUUCUCCAGCCCGUCGUCGUCUCCGGCCCCUGGACGACGACUCUACGGCAACGCGUCACUGUGGAAACCCUCGCUCUCUCUCUGUCUCUCCUCCUGGUGACUGGCUGCCUUCCGAGUGCCAUCAGAAAAACAAACUUAAAAACCUUUAUUACCCCAGGACCACUGUGUCUCUCAGAAAGCGGACAGAGCGGAGGACAAAAUACUAAGAGGAACGAACUCUAGUCUUUAUUUUCAAAUCGGCAGACUUUUACUAUUCAGUAAAGUGCUCAUUUUUAAAACCAAAAGACAAAAAAAUAUCAACUUUCCAUCUUUAGACUCUUUUUGUGGUAUCACACAAAAGCCUGGAAACUAUUUUGUCCUCAUAUUGUUGCUAUGCAGGCAGUUUCUGGUAGUAGAAAGGACUGAGACUCUUUUCUUACAGAAUGAAGUGCCUUGUGUGAAUGUCGUUUAUAUGGGGAGUCGUUUUCUACAUGGCAGAAUAUGCUUUAAAGUGGACACAAAAGUAUCUAUCUAAGGUUGUACUUUGCGUUUUUUUUUUUUUUUUGAUCAUCAUCCGCUGGGUAUUUGUCUUGUAGUACUUUUUUUUUUUUUUCGGUAUGCUUGUGCCAUUAUAUAGAUGUGACUUUGUUUCUUUCGACUUUUAUUGUUAUUUGUAGAGCUAGUUUUUAGGAGAACGCUUGCAGUUGAGAACAUCAACCCCUCACCUGCAAGCUGUGUUUGUUUUGUUUUUUUUUUGAUCAUUUGAUCUGAAAGCUCAGAUAAAACUGUGCCAUUCGUUCAUUUCUCACUCAUAAUCCCAUAUUGCAUUUUAUUAUUUGCCAAAAUGAGGAAAUGCGUUUCAACACGCUUCAUAUCUUUGCCAGAAUUUGAGUAGACCAUUAUAGUUUAUUUUUUGUGUGUUGAGAUGAUCUGUCAUGUUUAUCAGAUAAUUAGCUCUUUUAUGUGCGCUUUUUUUUUUUUUUUUUUUUUUGAAAGAGUCUGGAGGUUGUUGCAGCAAAGUGGUCCAAGUGCCAUGUUUUGGUUUUUUUGUUGUUGUUUUUUUGUCAGACUCAAGGAUAUUUAGGAAGAGUUUGUUGCUAAAAAUCACACCUUCACCCUGAUUUACGUGCGGUCGUGGCCUGGCCUUAUCCAGCCCUGGUGUAAAAACCAGCGAAGACCAUAUUUGAUGUUUUUCUUCCCAGACUUUUUCUUUUUAAAGAGGAAAAAAAAGACUCUUCUUCACCUCAGUGCCUAUGUUUGAGAGGAGCCCAGCAAAACCGAAUGCUGCAACAUUAGCUACCAUGGCAAUAACCUUUUUUUUUCUUUUUCUUCCUUGUUUCUUGUUUCCUGUCUUAGUAUGUUUGUCGUUUCUAAGAGCACUUGACAAAUCUCGGUAGUGGAGGUUUGACUGCGACACGCGAUUUAAUGAAAGACGGCCUUUUUUAAAAAAUCCGAUUUUAAAGUGCUGGAACAGUUUUUAAUGUUGCACGGGUGAUUCCAGUGAACAGGUCGACUACAUCGCCAUGUUUACCAGCUUUCGUCGAGGCAGACUGUGAAAAGGAUGCCACAGCGAGGGGAGGGGGCCGUCAGUCCUGGUCCAGGUUGAAAUGACAAGACUACCAGGGCAAUGAAACUGGAAAAAGAGGGACUGUGAAGAACCUAAAAUCUUUUGGCAUUGACGCCUUACUGCCUACGGAGACACAAAAGCAAUUCUUCCUCCUCGAUUCCAAUGUUACAUUUUACAAGGUUGCUGUUGCGUCUGUGGUGUUUUUAAUUCGGAGUUUUGAAGCCGAGCUGCACAUGUAGAUCACGUGCGACUCAGCCGAAGCCGUUUGGGCUCUGAUGCUGGGAUUCAUUAAUGGGUAUUUUAUGAGAUGGCUACACUACUUCAUAAUUUCCUGGGGGCUUGGGGGUUGUUUUUUUUUUUUUUUUUCGAAAUUUUCAAGGUCGCUGCUCUUUCAGGAAAAGGGAAAACUUGAUCAUCUGAUCUCUGUGUUUUUGCAUUUGUCUGUAGUGAGUGUUCAGGUCAUUAUGGUUUCGGUGCAAUGCUUUUUUUUUUUUCCAAGUAUAUGGAGCAUUGCUUCUACUCUUCUCCGCCUCUCACUGAUUUAUUUAUCUGAAAAUGUUUCAUUGUAAUAUUUUUCUACCUACAUCUCAUCAGUAUUUCUUAUAAAAAUAGCAUGUAAUCCAUCUUUUUUUCUGUUAUUUGUUCUUUUCUCUCUCUUUCAGACCUUUUGUGUCCCUUUCUUUUGCCUUUUGGUAAGAGCCCUAACUCGACCCUCGUAUCAGGAGGCGAGUUUGUGUGUCCGUUGGUUUCCGUAGUUUUUUUUUUUUUUUUCACCAUGUAUCAUUUUCGCUUAUAAUCACAUUGAUCAGUUUGUAUUAACACCAAAGUUCAAAAACACUUGAGUUUAAUCCACAGUGGUUUUUAUUUGGAUCAGGUUCUUCACUUUUUUUUUUUUUUUUACACGCUGGAUUUUGUUCACUUGAGUUUUGGCAGUGUUUGUCAUUCUGAGCAUUUGUUUUUUUUUUUCUUUAAUAAAAUCUUCAUUGGAACUAUAAAUUUCUCAUGUCUGGAUUUUUUUAAGCAUACAAAGCUCUGAAAAAGUAUUUGCCACUUCUUUUAUUACACUGUUAACUGCACUGCUGACUGAAUAAAUCAGGGUCGGUCCAAACCUUUUUGGGACCCUAAGCGGAUUUUCUUUUGGGCCCCCCCCCCCCACACCAACCAGUCAUACCUGAUGCUUCAUUAUUUCUAAGUUACUCUGUGUGUAACAUCGCUAUCAUUAGCAUCUUUUGUAAUUAGCUUACAUCAUAACCGUGUGAUUAUGGCUGUUGAUUGUAAUCUUACAGGAGUAGAAAACUUUAAAAAAUUUAAUUUAAGAUGCAGGGUUUUUUUUUGUGUGCUGCAUAAUUUUUUUUUAUUGGAAAGAAACAUCAGCUGAUAAACAUAUUGGCAAUGAACAAGUUAAGUUUGAUAUAUUUUCCCCAACAGUGCCAGCUGCCAUCAGCAGGAAGAGAUUAAUCCAUUUACGUACCAACUAUAAAAAUAUAAAUUUAUUUUUUAAUAGCAUUUAGUUUCUAUUAUUCAUUGUUAUUUUCCUGUAAUUUGCUACUGUGAAAUGUAUGAUAUUCAAAAAGUGGGAAGCUACGGUAGGUCUCAUUUGGAUAUUCCAAAUUUGAUCAUGCUAGCUCUGGGCUCUUGAACACACCAGAUCCAUGUGUGUGAUCUGGAAUAAACUUGAAAUGUUGGAUUUUUUAAAAAUUUUCAAAAGCCACUUCAAUAAAAGAUUACUUUCUUUUAA
Molecule: messenger RNA, 4854 nt
Organism: Xiphophorus maculatus (southern platyfish)
Lineage: Eukaryota; Metazoa; Chordata; Actinopteri; Cyprinodontiformes; Poeciliidae
Product: CTD small phosphatase-like protein
Exons: 9
Coding region: 695-1516 (273 amino acids)
Molecular function (GO): RNA polymerase II CTD heptapeptide repeat phosphatase activity
Source: RefSeq, a predicted model, not a curated record